Ilyonectria robusta is the source of this 3453-nucleotide messenger RNA. RefSeq lists its product as uncharacterized. NCBI's taxonomy places the organism in Eukaryota, Fungi, Ascomycota, Sordariomycetes, Hypocreales, Nectriaceae. Gene Ontology annotation, biological process: protein sumoylation. The transcript is spliced from 3 exons. Gene Ontology annotation, molecular function: SUMO ligase activity; zinc ion binding. The record is from RefSeq and is a predicted model, not a curated record. Bases 1 to 3453 code for a protein of 1150 amino acids.
AUGCCACAGUCGCUCGACCAGCCCCAGUCACGGGCCAAUCCUUCGCAAGAAGCCUCGCAAAUCGCUACCUCCAACCAGACCGUAAACGCCUUCAUCGGUGGCCGUCAUCACUCGUGGAUGACAGAUGCCGCACCCACGACAUCCAACCUCAUCCGGGUAUCUGAGGUUGUCCCUCGCAAGCGCGGUCGGCCUAGAAAAGAACACGCACCCCUGGGUGCCCCAUCUGCGAAUGAUGGCAACACUGGGCCACGCGAGAAUACCCCAAUAAUCCCGAGAUUGGACCAGCCUGCAGUGUUGGAUGCUUCGAGAAACCAAGCUGUCCUGCCCUCUCCAGCUCCAACCGACGAGCCAAGCCCAGUCAUCUCGAGCCAGACCGACAGCCCAAACCAAGGCUUAAGCGGAUAUGCUGACAAUACAAUCCCCCCGCAACGCGCUGUCCCCGAAUACAACUCGCGAGUCUCCAUGGCUCCCACACCAAAUACCGCCCCAACGGUCCCAACCUCCAUGCCCACCGCAGGGCCGUCGUCACAGACCUAUGCUGCACCCCCCUCGGGACCUAUCCCACAGACAGUAAUAGAACGGGCAAUGGCCGCUGCCUCUGGCGUCAAUGCUUCUCCACGGCAGGAACCAGCCCCCGGGCCCUCAAUGCCUGCCGGAGUUCACAUAUCCUCUCCCCAGUCCAGUCAGAGGACAGCGCCAGAUCCUGGGACCGCCGAACGUCGACGCAAACGCAUGCGCAUCGGGCGAGAUGAUCCGGUCACGCAGGCAUUGAAAGACUGGCUGCGAAUAUUAUCUACUCACAUGGAACAAUUCAACGGUCCAAGACUACUCAACGAAACAGUCGAGAUCCCUAGGUAUCGGAUCCUGCGAGACGCCUGCGCGAAUGCGGAUGUGUUUUACGUUGUACUCCAUCAGCUAUUCUGCGGGUGGUCUCGCGACAGGCCCUUCGUCCACUCCCUCCUCGCUUCUCACAUAUCAUUCGAGGCCGUUGACCACGCGUUUGGGUACAUGCAGGUCAUUCUUAGGCAGAAUCAGUUGAUUUCGCCCCCUCACCUCGAAUGGCUCACAAACUUCCCCGGACCCCUGACCGAGAUUUCUCGCUCCUCUCCGCAGUGUAUGUUGGUUAGCGUGGUUGCGCGAUUCCUUCACCAACUCUCCGCUACUUGGGAGCCAAUGAUGGCAUUGGCCGAGUCCAGAAAGUUCCCCUUACUUGUCUCCGAGAUGGUCCACAAUCUGAGUUGCACGUCUACCCAAAUGCAGUCCUUACUCUUCACCACAAGCCGUAGGACUCUUCGGGUCGAGGACGGUCCGCUUGCGACGUCACUUAACGAGAUCUUCGCCAAAGACAGGGCUAGCGAAGCCCAAAUAGCCGCUGCUCCGCGCAGCGCUGAAGAGGUGCGCCAGAUUAGAGGCGGUUUCGCAACUGCAUAUGUAAACACCAUGCAGCUCUUCCGGUAUCAACAACCGCCUAACCAAAACGCUGCCCCCUCUCCCACUCUGCCCAGUUUCCCACCUUCGGCCCAACGACAUGGUGCGCGUUUGUCUGCUCAUCCAUCUCCGAUUUUAUCCCACCCCCACUUUACUCUUCCAAGUAAUUCUGGGGCUCCAUCUCCUGUUAUCACCCAAGCAGAAGCGCAUAUGGCUAGUCGCAGAGCCUCAGGCCCGGCAGUCUUAGGCAGCUCCGCUCCUCGAGUGAAUACGCACGUGCAGAACGCAUCAAGUUGGGCCCAAAGGACGCCAGAAUCCAUGAUGAAUCAGGCUCCUCAGAAUUUCGUCAACUCGCCGUCCCAGAUUCAUCAGCCUUUAACCCCGGGGUCUGCCGGUACAAUGCCACCGUACCCGUACCCGGCAUCAUAUGCGGCACAGGGUGUACCGCCGUCUCGAGUGGUAAGUUCGAACGGUCCGGCACAGAACAGUCAAAGACGAACAAGUUCGUUUCAACAACAGUCGACACAGGCCGGGCCAAUUGCUCAAGGUACCACAGCGCACAAUGGACAUACGUCAGGGUUACAGUUCCCUCAAUAUGUUCUGCAACCACCGAAUAUGCAACCCAUGUCGCAGGGGCAAGUUAAUUCUGGUCAGCCGAAUCAAGGUUGGCCUUCCCAGUACCCAAAUGCAGCGCGUUCAUGGCCCCAAGUCGCACCAGUACAUGGUGGCUAUGCUGCUCAGGCCACAGCUCCCCAACACCAGACACAAAGAGCACUCCCUCCUAUCCAGCCAGCCAGCAGUCACCCGCCUGCACCCUAUCCUUAUCCUGUGCCUCAAAGCCCCGGGCUCGUGAGGCCUCUGAGCGAGAUGGAGAUACACCCAAAUGAAUACGCAGUGAGUCCAUAUGGACAACCCUCACUUGAGAUGGGACUCCAUCAUGUUGGUCUGCGCAGCCCUCGACGACUUCACGCGCAGCUAGUGCAGACUCGCUACUACCAGUAUGUCAAGCACCUUGAGAUCCAGCCAGUUGCGAUUGAGCCACAAAUCGGGUUGAGGACACUACGCUUCGACGUCCCGGAAAAUCACAUUCCGAGAUUAACCAUGAAAAGAGAAUCAGCAGGGCUACCAUUCUGUCACUACUUCGAAGGCUCGUAUCGGUAUCGUCUGCGCCUGUGCAUGCGACCCGAUUGGGAGACAGAGGUUGAGGCGGCGGACUGGGCCGUGUCUGCCUGCUACUGGCCUAAACAUGUAUUCAUUGAUGUUAAUGGCCACGUGAUGGGAUUGAGUCGAAAGCAGCAUUUCCACAAGGAUCUACCCCUUGAGCUUACGGAUAUAUUGGUCUUGGGUCCGAAUACCAUCAGGAUCAGCUUGCCCUUGGUUGCUGAGAAUAAUGCCAGGGUAGGGCACAAGUACUUCGUUGCUAUCGAGCUAGUGGAGACGCGCAGUCAUGGUUCUCUUAGGGCUAUGAUUGAGAAUUUCCAACACACUUCUAUGGACGAGACGAGGAACAAGCUGAUUAGACGUUUACGCCCGUCAGCCUCGGAUGAUAUUAUUGUUGAGGAUGAGACCCUUUUGGUCUCCUUGGCUGAUCCCUUCAGUGCGAGCAUGGUUGAAAUCCCCGUCCGAGGGGUGGAUUGUCUACACCUCGAAUGCUUCGACCUGGAAACAUGGCUGCAGACACGACCUAGCAAACCCGCCCAGAAGGGAGGGGGAUCAUCCCAAAAAGGAGAAGAACCGUCCAUGGUCGACGUCUGGAAAUGUCCCAUAUGCGACCUCGAUGCUCGUCCAAUUAGUCUCCGAAUUGACGACUACUUUGUUCAAGUCCGUCAUGAAUUGGUAGCUCGCGGCGAAACGAACACCAAGGCAAUCACUGUUGCCGCCGACGGCAAGUGGACUGCGGUUGAAGAGCCUGAUGAUUCGGACGACGAAACACCCGCACCAAUCCAAGCUCGUGUAACAAAUGGCGAUGGUGGAAAGAAAAAGUCAACACCUACAGCGAGUGUCAUCGAAAUACUGGACGAUUAG